Nothobranchius furzeri (turquoise killifish) is the source of this 2126-nucleotide messenger RNA. It is a transcript of the gene cpo, whose product is annotated as carboxypeptidase O. Lineage: Eukaryota; Metazoa; Chordata; Actinopteri; Cyprinodontiformes; Nothobranchiidae. Gene Ontology annotation, molecular function: metallocarboxypeptidase activity; zinc ion binding. The record is from RefSeq and is a predicted model, not a curated record. Gene Ontology annotation, biological process: proteolysis.
AAUUACCCUCUGAAAUACAAACGUGUGUGUGUGUAAAGUACAUGUGUAAAGUAAUAAAGACUCACUAAAGAUGAAUCAUUAACUGAAAUUCUGAUAGCGCAUAUACUGUAAUUGCUCUGCGGUGGAGACAAAAGUGUCCAAGCAGGUGAGCUGAGAGCAGCAAACUAAGAUUUAUCUAUUUUGUUUUUUAUAAAGUCGACCAUGUUUAAACUUUUUGGGCUCAGCUUUGUGGUUCUGCUUGCAUCGGGGAGGGCAGUAACAGUGGAAAGAGCGGAGUACGAUUACUUCAAAUACCAUCCCAUGGAAGAGAUCAGUAACUGGAUGACUCAAAUGGAGAAGGAUCACCCCGAUGUCAUGACCAUAGUGGAUUAUGGGAAGACUUAUGAAAAGAGGACAAUUAAGCUGCUGAAGAUCGGCCUGAAAACUGAUACAAAAAAGAAGGCUGUCUGGAUGGACUGUGGGAUUCAUGCCAGAGAAUGGAUCGCUCCAGCUUUUUGUCAGUACUUUGUCAAACAGAUUCUCCAAACAUACAAAACCGACACAAAAAUGGAGGAGAUGAUGAGGAACAUGGACUUCUAUGUCACGCCGGUGCUCAACAUCGACGGCUACGUCUACUCCUGGAAGGACAACACCACUCGACUGUGGAGGAAGAACAGGUCACCUGGACCUUCAAGCGGAUGUUACGGCGUUGAUCUCAACCGUAACUUUGAUUCUAACUGGGGCACCGUGGGAGUAUCCUUUGACUGCAAUGCAACCACCUACUGUGGAACUCAGCCCAUAUCCGAACCUGAGGCCCAGGCCGUAACGUACUUUUUGGGAACUCGAAUAGACGACUUCCUGUGUUUCCUCACCAUCCACUCUUACGGCCAGUUACUACUAGUUCCCUUUGGAAACCCCAACUUCACUGCCUCCAACUACGAUGAGCUGAUGGAAGUAGGACAGGGAGCAGCUGAAGCCAUUCGGAAGGUCCACGGACAAAUCUACAGAGUGGGAUCAUCCCCGGACAUUUUAUACCCCAACUCUGGUUCAUCCAGGGACUGGGCCCGAAUCCAGGGCAUCCCUAUGACCUACACCUUUGAGCUGAGGGAUAAUGGGACACUCGGCUUCCUGCUUCCUGAGGACCAGAUCCAGCCGACCUGCGAGGAGGCCUACAGCGGCGCUCUGCACAUCAUCACUUACACCCACGACAAGACCUUUAAUGGUGCCAUAGCGGUUACUGGGGCUACACUGUGGAGCAUGCUGCUAGCUGUGGGGGUCACCAGAGUCACCAUGUGAGAUGUGACCACUUAAAAUAAUUUGUUUAUUUGUGACUUUUAAAAAAGUUCAGAUAGAAAAAAAUAUAUACACUUUAAGAGAUAUGGCAAAGUAUAAAUAAUAAAUCAAAUAUUUGCAGCUCUAACUUAUUUAGAUUUCAUAAAUAAACUAGUAGAAAUGUUUAUCUGAGAUUUAUAAGGGAUGGUUGAAACAUUUAGCAGUGAAAUCAUCUGGAAAGAUAAUUAAUAACUAAUAUUUUAUUUGUUGUAGAUCAACAACCUCAGAUUAGAGAAACAGAGAUUAGCUCAUACAAAUUAUUGUUUUGGUACCCGCUGUUGCUUUUUAAAUAAAUAGUAAAUUGGGCAAGCUAAGUGCUAUGUUUACCGCCUUCUUAACAUAACUGAUCUCGAUAUUUUGAUUAGAUUAAAUGGUUAAAAAUAAAAACUUGUUAAGUGUUAGCAACCAAGCUAGCUAGUCCAUAAUAUUUAGGCAGAAGUAAUCAUGUGAUUCUAAAUUGCUGAUAAUUGGAGGUUUUUUCACAAUUAGCAUGAAGUACUUUGUAUUAUUUAAGAUGGCGUGAGCCCACCUCCAAACUGGCCCGAGUAUGACUAACCGUUAGCCUGUCAAUCUGAGUAGAAUUUGUUUAUUUGUCCAAAAUGAGGUUCACUUUGAUUUUUAGUGAGAAGCAUUUUAUUGGAUGACUUUGAAGAAAAUAAUGCUUAUGGAGCUUCAAGCAGAAACUGAUGCUUUUCUGUUAAAAAUGACUAAUUUAAUUACAAAUAUAUUUUUUAAAUAUCUACUCUUGGAGCUGAUCUACAUCUGAUUCACUAUAUUGAUUUAAUGACAUUUGAAUAAAAGUUCUGCUAGUGUUG